Molecule: messenger RNA, 601 nt
Organism: Paramisgurnus dabryanus
Lineage: Eukaryota; Metazoa; Chordata; Actinopteri; Cypriniformes; Cobitidae
Product: ankyrin repeat domain-containing protein 66-like
Molecular function (GO): protein binding
Source: RefSeq, a predicted model, not a curated record
UAGAAACGGUCAACUUUAGCGCUGUAUAUAGAAAAACAUUUUUAUAGUUCAAUUAUAAAAUAAAUGACUGAGUUGCAUCAGGCAGCAGCUGUUGGAGAUGUUGAUCUUGUGGAGGAAAUUAUAAAAAAGAAAUCAUGUGACCCCAAUCACAAAGACACAGACUGGAACCAGAAGACGGCGCUUCACUGGGCUGCAUCCAAAGGCAGGUCUUCAAACUUCAGACUUAAGCAUUUAUGCCAAACAGAGGUGGUUAGGAUACUGAUGGAGAAUGGAGCGAGGGCUUGUUUGAGGACUGACGAUGGAUGGACGCCCGCACACUUUGCAGCAGAGUCUGGAAGACUAGCAGUAUUGCGACUUCUGCAUUCCCUCCACGCCCCCAUAGACAAAGAGGAUUCAUCCGGGAACAAACCUGUCAGGAUUGCUGAAAUCUAUGGACAUGAAGACUGUGUUCAUUUUCUAAAAAAGGCAGAGGUUGAGAGCAGAAACUAUCAUCAGAUGGCAAAGUUAAACGGGCUGACUAUAGAUGACACUGAUGAGGAAUGGCAGCAGGAAAGAGAAGCUAAUAAAGCUGAAUAAACAAGUAAUAAAGAAGAUUUUUAUU